CGGGGACAGUUUUACAGUUCGACUGUUCGAGGCCAGACAAAGACGAAAUGAAACCUUAAUAGAGAUACGGGUCAAUUUGCAGACAACAUUCUGUUAAUGGCUUGACCAACCAGGCACGAAGCUGGAGUUGUCUGUAUGCCGGAUGUUUCGACGUCAGACAUGACCUGCAGGAACGAAAGUCAUAAUGACCACUUUGACCAGACACAUUCUGGAACCAAGUUUGAAAACGAGAAGGAGGCUAGAAACCACUACAUGUAUAUUCUUCCUCCAGGAAAACAGGAACAAUGUUACGAUGCUUCUAAUGGAACUGACCAACCUAUUUCGAAGGAAAUACAUUCGGAAAAAAUCAUGUAUGAACAAAACACGUGUUAUCAGACCAUGUGCAAUGAAAACACGUGUGUGAAUAACACGUGCGUCAAUACCAUGUGUGUAUAUCCUGGCAGCGUUACGGAAGAUUAUAAGUGUGUGUAUACCGCGGACAGUGUGACGAUAUCGACUGCUGAUAUCCCUAUUGGUUGCAAGUUAAGAACGAAACUUCAAAAACUAUGUAAAACAAAUCAACCUUUGAAGGGCAAGGUGAUAUUGACUUAUAUUCCGGACGAGGUAGAGAGUGCGGAAAUUCAGGAGGGAAACGGAACAAGAAACAUUCCAGACUCAAAGCCUAAUAUUGGUAAUAAAGAUAUGCAUGACAUUUCAAACGUAGUGGCGAGUGAAAAUGUACUGACCCCUGUCCAGGUUGUAGAUAAACUUGAAAUAGUCUCGGAUGAAAGCGGCCACGAACAAAUGCCAAUACCCUCUGGCGAUAACUCAUGUCCUGUGCAGGAAAAUAUAGAACCAGGCAAAGUAUUAGUCGUUCGCAAAAGAAAAGGGCGGAAACAAGUUAACCCCAAACGAGUAGCAAUGAAGGAAUCGCUACUACGAAAAAUAACAUCUUCUACAAAAGCUGGUUCAAAGAAAGGGAAAAAACAUUCUUGUGAUAUCUGCGGCAAGGUCUUCCCGUCCAACCAAGGACUGAUUUGUCAUAUACGAACACAUACAGGAGAAAAACCUUUCAAGUGUAACGUGUGCGAUCGAGCGUUCGGGGACAAGACCACUUGCAGGAGGCAUACGAGCAUCCACACUGGGUUGCGUCCCCACAAAUGUGAGGAGUGCGGGAAGACGUUUGUACAACGGAACAGCCUAUAUUCUCACCGCAAAGUUCAUGGCAGUGUGAAAGAUUUCAAAUGUAAAAUUUGCGGACAAGAAUUUCUUUGGAAAGUUUCAUAUUUAAACCAUGUCGGCACUCAUUCUCCUCCGGUCAAUUAUGAAGCUUGUGGAAAAGAAUUCCUCAGUGACAUGUAUCUGCAAAAACAUUAUAAAAGGGUUCAUCUAUGUAUGCGUCCACCGAAUAAACGCAUCGUUUGUGACGUUUGCGGAAAGAGCCUUGCUAGCAAGAAGACUUUGCGGGAACACUACAUGCAACACGAGGGCGUCAAACCAUACCAGUGUGAGCAAUGUGGCAAGGACUUCGUCAAGAAGGCCAAUCUGGACGUCCACAAACGUGUGCAUCUGGAAUGGCGACCGUACACUUGUGAUAAAUGUGGUAAGGGCUAUACCACGAAAAUGGGACUCACCAGUCACGCACUCGGUCACACGGGCGAACGUCCAUACCUUUGUGAUAUAUGUGGCAAGGACUUUGUAACGAGGGGAGGAUUACAGGGUCAUCGCAAAGUUCACUCGGGCGAGAAACCGUUCGAAUGUCAUAUUUGCGGCUCGCGAUUUAACAGCGUCACAAAGAAAACAAGACAUCUGGUAAGCCAUACAGACGACAGACCCGUAGCUUGUGAAAUCUGUGACAAGAGGUUCCGAAACCGUCCUCAAAUGAGGCUGCACAUGAGAAUACACUAUGACGAGCGGAACUACGAAUGCGAUGUAUGUGGACGAAAGUUUAAACAAAGCAGUCAUCUCCAACGCCAUCGCAAAAUACAUUCAGGAGAAAAACCUUACUCGUGUAACAUCUGUGGAAAAUCUUUUAAUCAAAAGUCAAAUUGUGAUACGCAUAUCAAACGUCAACACGCAACUAGCCCGCCAUUGAACCCAUACGAACGAUUGGGGUAAUAACAUAUAUACAUGGCUAUUUACUUGCAUUGUCAAACCUGUUAUAAAUCGUCAAUUACAAAUUGGGUUUUUUAACGACAGAUUAUCGCUGUUUAUACGCUAAUUUUUACCUUUUUGUACUUACAUUUCAGGAAAGUAAAAUAAAUCAGAAAUUAAACACACAUCGAAAGGCCACAUCUUAUUAACACGGAAUUAUAUUGCUAUCUAAGUCCGCGGUUUUAAUCAUCCGCUAAAGUAGAAAGUUUUUCGUUUAUUAUUUUUGCGCUCGCUGUUUAUUUAUCGAAAUAAGUAAUAUCUAGGAAUUA
Messenger RNA from Mizuhopecten yessoensis (Yesso scallop), 2402 nucleotides. RefSeq names its product zinc finger protein 260-like. Lineage: Eukaryota; Metazoa; Mollusca; Bivalvia; Pectinida; Pectinidae. The transcript has 3 exons. The record is from RefSeq and is a predicted model, not a curated record. Bases 136 to 2097 code for a protein of 653 amino acids. Gene Ontology annotation, cellular component: nucleus.